AUGAUCAAAGAAGGAAAUGAAGAAACUGGCGAAAAAGAGCAUGUUUUUUCAGGCUUCUUAAGGUUGCUCGGUUUUGGCCCGAGAAAACUGGGAGCUGUGGUAUUAAACGCCGUAAUUUUUAUUGCUCAACUGAUAAGUACAUCUUUAAAUAAACCUUCACCACCGUAUUUAAUUCAUGAGAGAAAAAUCAAUGAAAAUAACAUGUUUGAAUGGAUCUCAAACAAAUCCGGUAUAUCCGAUCUGUUAACGUAUGCUAAGAGCGAAAAUCUUGUCGACGGUAUUAUAAAACAUAUCAGAGAAAAUAGUUUAGACGAGGAUUCAGGUUGUUUGCAACUUUUGUUUUGCAAAAGCUCGCCGUUUGUUGAAGGAAUGCAGAAAGCUCUUAAUAACGUUCAUACACAAAAAGGGGUCAAAGCGUUCUUUGAGUUUCUACCAAAUAGAACGGAAAUUGUAAGAAAUGGACAAUGGUGUGAAAAGAAAUUUCCAUAUUGUACAGUUCAUUUUUGA
Molecule: messenger RNA, 507 nt
Organism: Agrilus planipennis (emerald ash borer)
Lineage: Eukaryota; Metazoa; Arthropoda; Insecta; Coleoptera; Buprestidae
Exons: 2
Coding region: 1-507 (168 amino acids)
Source: RefSeq, a predicted model, not a curated record